AUGAACAUCAUCAGGCUUGAUACCAUUAUGGGACUCAAGUGGCUUCUUUAUGGACUUGGAGCACUGAUCCUUGAGAAAACAAUGGAACAGGAAGAAGGAAUUGUGUACAGCAGCCUCAAACUAGGACCCUCCCAGCUGAACAGCUGUUGCAGCUUACUGAGAGCAGGUGAUAUAGAGUGGAUUACAAAUAUCCCACCUGAUGCACGUUUGAAAUUAAAAGAGUACAUUUUCCCCGAUCACUUACCAUAUGUGGACCUUAUCUAUAGUCCUGGAUCUACUAAUGCAACAGUGAGGACUAAGAUGGCACUGGAUGUUGAUGCCCUUCAGAAUGAUCACCUCUUCUACGCUGUUGUUUGCCAAAGGAUUGGAACGAUCAAUGAGAUAGAGAAUGGACGCCUCUUGGCCUUAGAAGACAUAAAUGACAAUUCUCCAGAAUUUCUACAAACUCAUUAUAGCGCUUCAAUAUCAGAGGUAUCUGAAAUAAAUUUCGUGGUUAUAAAAGUGGAAGCUGUGGAUAAAGAUUAUUCACCUUGGUUCAGACUCCUUACUUAUAGUCUCUGGGGUCCAAACUCCGAUUACUUUUAUAUAAGAGAAGGGGAUGGAAACAUCAUGGUGAAUAAGACAUUGGAUUACAACAAGAUCAACCUGUUCAAUUUAACAGUCCAGGCAAAGGAAACAUUUGGAAACAACAGUGCAACUGCAUCAUUGCUAAUUCAUAUAGAAGAUUAUGAUACAUUGAACCCUUAUUUCACUCAACCUGUAUAUUAUGGAAAAAUCAGUGAAAACAAGCUGGGUCCUCUGUCUGUUCUCCCUGAGAAGAUAAUGGCGAAAGAUGGAGAUGUAGGUAUAAAUGAAAAAGUGGUUUACAGCAUCAAACUAGUGGAUCCCCCAGCUUACAGAAACACUGUGUCAUUCAAUGAGGACACUGAAGAGUUGGAAGUGAAGACUGCUAUUGACAGAGAAGAAUGUCCAUAUCUUGUUGUGGGCAUUCAGGCAGCUCAGCAAGACAACAUUCUCAAAACAACGGAUUCAGUAGUUCUGGUUACUAUUGAAGAUGUGAAUGACAAUCCUCCUGUUUUCUCACAAUCAAGUUACAAUGUCUCAAUUCUAGAAAAUUUCCCAAAUGGGAUGGAAGUUCUUCAACUAACAGCUACUGACAAAGAUGAGGGAGGCUUCAAUGGAACAUUCAUUCUGACUUCAGCUGACAGUCCCUUCCAGCUAAGUCAAUCUGGAAUCCUAACUGUGAGGAACUCCACUCUGUUGGAUAGGGAAAGAAUGCCAUCUAUUCACCUAGAGGUAUUGGCAAUUGAUGCUGAAAUAAAUGGGCUUACUUCAAGUGCCUUGUUCCACAUCACUGUUCUAGAUGUCAAUGAUAAUAACCCUGAGUUUCAGAUGCAGCCAUACAGUUUUGUGGUUCCAGAAGGAGCUUACACACCGGGCACUCCUGCCAGAGUUGGACAAGUGACUGCUACUGACUUGGAUGAGGGACAGAAUGCACAGAUUACGUAUUACUUAUCAUCUGAGGAUGAGGAUAAUCCAUAUAGCAUCCAACAGAACGGAACCAUUGUGGUUAAUGGCUAUGUAGACCGAGAAACUAGAGACAAGUAUGAGCUGCUGGUGGUGGCAUCGGAUAACGGAGUACCUCAAAGGCAGAAUUUCACAUACGUUAGCAUUCAAGUAUUAGAUGUGAAUGAUAACCCUCCUCGGUUCACAAAAGCACAGUACUCAGCCAGCGUACGUGUAGCAACAGCAGAAGAAGGAGCUUCUGUGAUAUCUGUGUCUGCUACUGACCUUGACAUUGGGAACAAUUCUGUUAUUACAUACAGCCUCAGCAGCCACUCUGAUGAUUUCCACAUAAAUAACCGCACUGGAGACAUCAUCCUCAGCAGUAACCUGGACCAUAUCACAGCUGAUACAGUUGUUACACUGACAGUUUUUGCUACUGAUCAUGGAGUUCCUCCACUUACAUCAAAUGCCUCUGUUACUCUCUACUUGCUGGUAAAUGACACUAGCUUCAGGCUGACUUUUGAUAGCCCCAGCUACAGCUUCAGUAUUCAAGAAAAUGAACCCUCUGGGACUCCUGUUGGCUUUGUGAAGGCUCUGACUGGAAGCAUAGCUGUACAAGUAGUGUACUCUCUGAAAUCUCAUACUGACAAGUUCUUUGUUGGUGACCAAGGAGACAUUGUGGCUCUUGUCAAACUAGAUCGAGAAGAAGAGGACCUAUACAGCAUCAUUGUAGAAGCUGUUGAUUCUGUGGUGCCACCCAAUACAGCUCUUGCUUUGGUAACUGUGAGGGUUAAUGAUGUGAAUGACAAUCCUCCAGUUUUCUCAGCACUGACUCCAACUAAACUAUCAGCUCCUGAGAAUGCAGCUAAUCUAGACUUGGGUGUAUUUCCUGCUACUGAUCUGGACACAGGAGUUAAUGCACUUAUAACCUACUCUCUGCAAGAUGAUUUUGCUGGAAUGUUCUAUGUUAAUAACUCUACUGGCAAGCUGAUGACAAAAAGAUCCUUAGACAGAGAGAUGAUGGACAGUUAUGAAUUGAAAAUAAUAGCUACUGAUUCUGGCAAACCUCCACAAUACGCAAGCUUAGUUGUAAGCAUUACUGUAGAAGAUGAGAAUGACAACCCACCAGUCUUCCCUCAGAAACUGUACUCUGCGACUGUAAAAGAGAACGAGCCACCACACGUGAUUUUGAGUGCAGCAGCCACCGAUGAAGAUAUAGGCUACAAUGCCAUUAUUCAUUACACCAUAACUGCAGAGCCUUAUUUAUUUCACGUUGGAGAACUUUCUGGAAACAUCACAGUUCUUCAACCUCUGGACUAUGAAAGUCAUUCCCAGUAUACAUUUAUUCUGAAAGCUUUCAAUCCUGGAGAGCCAUACAUGCAGGAUACAGCAAACAUUACAGUUACCGUGGAAGAUGUCAAUGAAGAAGCACCUGUAUUUGACAAACCCUCAUACUACCAGAUCCUUCUAGAUAAUUCUACAGCUGGCACACUGGUAGUAGAUAUCAAUGCAAGAGAUGAAAGCAAGGGUUAUGAUGAAGACAUUUUCUACAAUAUUUCAGGUAUGUUAGAAAUAGAUCUUACGGGUGCUUAUUAUUGGAGCACUGGCAUGCUCUUCAGCUAA
Molecule: messenger RNA, 3129 nt
Organism: Pogoniulus pusillus (Red-fronted tinkerbird)
Lineage: Eukaryota; Metazoa; Chordata; Aves; Piciformes; Lybiidae
Product: protocadherin Fat 4-like
Exons: 20
Coding region: 1-3129 (1042 amino acids)
Biological process (GO): homophilic cell-cell adhesion
Cellular component (GO): plasma membrane
Molecular function (GO): calcium ion binding
Source: RefSeq, a predicted model, not a curated record